Molecule: messenger RNA, 1008 nt
Organism: Etheostoma spectabile (orangethroat darter)
Lineage: Eukaryota; Metazoa; Chordata; Actinopteri; Perciformes; Percidae
Product: cysteine-rich protein 2
Exons: 4
Coding region: 144-407 (87 amino acids)
Biological process (GO): regulation of gene expression; intrinsic apoptotic signaling pathway in response to DNA damage
Molecular function (GO): zinc ion binding
Source: RefSeq, a predicted model, not a curated record
AAUGAGGGAGCCGUUGACUGAAUAGAUGCUCCCGGCUUCUGGAAGCGGAGCAGAGACACUUGCUGUGGACAGGAGAGCCGGAGAGAGUGGACGCUCCGGACAAACAAAACAGAUCACUUUCUCUCGACCCACAUCAUCGCAACAUGUCUUCAAAGUGCCCCAAGUGCGACAAGACGGUGUAUUUCGCUGAAAAGGUGUCAUCACUGGGGAAGGAUUGGCACAAGUUGUGUCUCAAGUGUGACCGCUGCAACAAGCUCCUGAACGCUGGAGGACAUGCCGAGCACGAUGGACGGCCCUACUGCCACAAACCAUGCUAUGCUGCCCUCUUUGGGCCAAAAGGCGUGAACACUGGUGGUGUUGGCAGCUACAUCUAUGAGAAGGAGCCCAGUGCAGUGACCCAGCCUUGAACCUUUUGUCCCCUCAGCUUCAUCCCGCUUCUCUUCACAACACUGACCAUCAACCACAGUAUUAUUUGUAGCCGUUUUCUCUUCCUGUGCGUUCAUACCUGAGACAACCAGCCUCCUGAUCCUUUUCUCCUUUAAUCUGACCCGCUCCCAGCUGAUUUAGCCGCCACAAGGAAUGAUUUCAAAUUACCUAGACAUUUGCAUUUGCUCCGGGAGAGCCAAGUCCAGCACUCCCACAUGUUAUUGUUAUUAUUACAAAUAAUUUCAACCAUGUUUACGCAUUUCUAAAUGUAUGUGAACACAUUAAAUGUCACCUCAGUAAAAUACGAAGGUCUUAUAUUUUUAUUUUGUACCCUGAAGACAGUGGGAUUGAGGAGGUCUGUUUUGAGAGGAUGCAGGUUUUGAAAAAAGUAAAAAAAAAGUGGUAGAGAGUGAUUUUCAGGUGUGGAAAAAUGCAUUGUGGGUAGAGUUGUAGCGCAUUGACAGCCACAUGAAUUUCACCUUGGAGGCCGCUGCAUGCAAUUGGUGCCUGGAGCACGUUGCCAAUAAAUCUGUAUUUUACAAAUGCCAUAUUUACAUUUUUUUCUGCCUGACAGCAUUCCUU